GCUUAAAACUAAUCAAACAUGUUAACAGCAAGGCACAGAAGUUCUUUUAAUAAAAAUUUGGCCCCACUAUCAGGAAUAGAAAUCAUAUAAUUAUUCAAAAAGCCCCUAAGCCACUAAGUAAAUAAAGUGAAAUUCUGCUACGACUGAUGCUUUCGAGAGGAAUCUCUAAAUUCGACAUCUCCAAUCGAAUAUGUGAUCUGGCCGUGGGACAUUGUCUAUAAACACCUCCGCCGCCGCAUUUUGUCGUGUCGUUUGUGUUAUUAUUAAUUUUGUUAUCUCAAGCCCUGUUUGUGAUUAUUGUUGUUGUUGUUUUUGAUUUUCAGUUAAUUUGAACCUGAUAUAUGCUUAUAUAUAAACAGGUUGUUCAUUUACUUUGUUUUGAUUAAAGUAAAAAAAUAAUCGCUAAACGAAUAAUUCAUUAGUACAUUAUUUGCAAACAUCUCUUCGAGAUUGAUAAGUUUGGUGAUUCUUUUUGAUUAAAAAUUAUUUUUUUUUUGUUUGGAUUGACAUCACUGCCAUUUUAUAUAAUAAUUGAUUGUAACAUGACUUGGUAUCUUCUUUUGGUAUCUUUAACGUUCCUUGGACUUUCAAACGCAGUCGUAACGAAACGCUCUAAUCGUAAUCAAAAUUUUCAACAUUAUGAAAUUCAAACGUUUGGAAUAUCAAGUCCUGUAGGCAAUAUUAUUGAUGCUAUUUCUGCUCCUCUGAAUAUCUUAGCCGAUCGUUUGACCAGGCAACCCGGUGGGGGUCAACAAUUUAAUCCUGGUUUUGUUACACCGCAACGCAAGGGUCCUCCUGGACACUUUGGACCUCCUGGACAUCAUCACCACAACCAAGGGCCUCAUGGACAGCAACAAAACAACCCCUUUCAUUAUCCACCACCACCACAACCACAGCAACAACAAAACCAACAACUUCCUCCGUAUUUGACAAAUUUACCUUCUCGGGAACAGUUUAACAGUGAGCCUUUUAAAACAAAUCCAAAGAAUCCAUUUUUAAAUCAAGAUACAACUUUGAAUUCAGGACCAGGUACACAAUUUCCUCAAGGUCAAUUUCCUCAAAAUCCAAACUUCUUUCCAUUCGGUCAGAACUAUCCAAAACCAGGAUUUGCAAAUAAUGCAGGAAAUACCAAUGGGAAUACAAACAACAAUAAUCGCGAUAACCCUGGAUGUUUUGGGGGAUUCUGUCGACCCUCACAAUCACAGCGACCAAAUCAAUUUGGAAAUAAUGGUUUCGGUGGUAAUAACUUUGGGGUGUCUCCAAAUAGCGCUCAGAAUCAAAACGACUUCGGAACACCAAACAUGCCUUCGCAGGAAAAUGGGUUAGUACAAUCAACAUUUGGAGGUUUUGGAACCACCGGCGGAAGCCAAAGGCCUCAAUUACAACCAGGAAAUCAAUUUGGAAAUGGAGGUUUUAAUAACAAUAACUUUGGUGUACCACCAAAUAUGCCGCAAACUAAUAACAAUUUUGGAACACCGAACAGGCCAACGCAAGAAAAUGGUUUAGUACAAUCAACAUUCGGUGGUUUUGGAACCGAUGGAAGUCAAAGACCACAAUCACAACCAGAAAAUCAAUUUGGAAAUGGCGGUUUUAAUAACAAUAACAAUAACUUUGGCGAUUCAACAAAUAGGCCUCAAAGUAAUAACGGCUUUGGCACACCGAACGCGCCAUCGCAAGAUAGUGGCUUGAUUCAAACAACAUUUGGAGGUUUUGGACCGAAUGACAACCAAACACCUCAAUCGAAUAACGCUCCUGCCACACAAAACGUAACACCUGGCAAUGAUGAUCUCAUAGGUUCAAUCUUUGGUAAGCAGCCAGACGCCGGAUCAAGCACACAAACUCAAACACAACCUCAGUCUAAUUCAAAUGAUACUGGAGACUUGAUAAGCACUGUCUUUGCUGGCUUCCCUGUUAACCCUCAACCAAAUACCCAACCUCAAACACAACCUCAGUUCAAUACAAAUGAUUCCGGGAAUUUGAUAAGCACUGUAUUUGCUGGCUUUCCUGUAGGCCCUCAAACAAAUAAUCAACCUCAAACCCAACCCCAGCCUAAUUCAAAUGAUUCAGGCGAUUUGAUAAGCGGUAUAUUUGCUGGCUUCCCUGCUAAUCCUCAAACAAAUAACAAUGGCAAUGCAGCGUCACAAAUCUCAACUCCCUCUGAUGGAAACGAUUUGAUUCAGGGUGUUUUUCCAGGAUUUGGAACUUCAGCAACACCUUUAAAUACAGGAAACAAUUUACAAACAUCAACUGAAAUGAGUGCCGAUGCGAAAACUAACAAUGAUUUGAUAGAAUCAAUAUUUAGCGGUACAAACAAUAACAAUGGACAAAAUGUCCCUGAUACGGGUAAUUUUGCAACCAGUACUGUUCCACCAUCAACUACAAACAGCAAUGGGUUAAUUUAUGACAUUGAUGUUAGAAUUUCUGAAUAAAAUUUUCUAAAAUAAAUAAAUAAUAGAAGAUACUA
This is a messenger RNA of Eupeodes corollae, 2464 nucleotides long. RefSeq lists its product as uncharacterized. The transcript has 3 exons. The record is from RefSeq and is a predicted model, not a curated record. Bases 543 to 2429 code for a protein of 628 amino acids. NCBI's taxonomy places the organism in Eukaryota, Metazoa, Arthropoda, Insecta, Diptera, Syrphidae.